AUGUCCAGUUGGGCACCCUUGUUGGCUUUCCUCCUGGGUCUCCUCUUAUCCAUCGCUGAAGGUAACCAUUAUGAAGGCCACUGGCUGGGCCAGCCGUGUCUCCCUGGCCAGCCUUGCGUGUUAGCAUUUAUCUCCAAUAACCCUGUCGUCCUACGCUGUCCCCGCUCUUCAUACAGAGGCCACAUCACUUGGCAAUACCUCGACCCCUCUUGGACCGAUGAGCAGCCCCUCACCUUCUUACGCUCAGGCGGGACUUCCUGGCCCCUGUUUAGCCAUGACAAGCUGCAGAGGCUACGUUUCAAAUCCCGACUGAUUGCCGGCACCGGCAGCCUGUACAUCUCAAGCCCCAGCCGAGAAGACUCAGGGUUGUACACCUGUCGUGCAGGAGACGCCACCCUUGCCUAUUACGAGGUUGACUUUCAGGAUGCCGAGCGUCUCCACGUGUCACACGCAGAGCUGGGAGAGGCCAGCUUGGGCAACGUUACGGUGCCGCUCGACCAGGGGGCACAGGCCACCCUGUUCACCUCCUGGAGUCCUUGGCAGUCUUGCAAUCGCUGUGGCCAUCCCGGGGAACGGAAGCAAGUGGGGUUUUGUUAUGCCCAGCUGACUACGAUGGACUCUGAGGGGGAAAUGCCCAUGCCUUGUGGGAUGGCUAGGCAGAAGUAUCCGACGUUGCCGCAACGGGGACCAGAGCUGAGAAUAGAAACCUGCCAAGUGCGCUGUGUGACAUCAUACUUGGCUGGCCAAGAGGAGCCCCACUGGGUGCCAUUCCUGGUCUUCACCAACUACCACCCCCAACUGAAAGCCACUGCUCACCUUCGCUGCCCAGCGUCUUCCAUCUACAGGUAA
Molecule: messenger RNA, 849 nt
Organism: Thamnophis sirtalis
Lineage: Eukaryota; Metazoa; Chordata; Lepidosauria; Squamata; Natricidae
Source: RefSeq, a predicted model, not a curated record